CGGUUUGCGCUUCCGGAAUAGCCAUGUGCGCAUGCGCAGUGAAGUCGCCGGAGCGCACAAUGGAGUCGGACGUGCACAGACGUUCAGGUGAGCAGUGAGCGGUGACGUCGGGUCCACCUGCUGUCCUGUAACCGUCCUCCGUUGCCGUCGGCGUGUCUUCUGACUGUCCUCUGGCCCCCCACCCCAUGUCUUUGUCUCAAAGAGCAGCGAAAAAUAACCUCUUCCGACGCACCACCCUCCGGUGACACAUCACCAGCCAGGGAAAAUGUCAGAGGUCAACAUACCAAAGCGCAAGGAGAAGUGUGAGAACUGCACCAAACAGUGCAACAAGAAACGGAGCGACGAUGGGACCAACUCACACCAGGACAGAGUGCAAGUCAAUGGAGAGGUGCACGAAGGGUCCCAGGUGCUGCUGAGCGCCUGCCUAGCCUGCGACGGCUGUGUGUCGGAAGAGGAGAGCCUGAAGAUUUCUCAGCAGAGCCUGGACCAAUUGGAGCAGGUCCUGGCCCUCAACAAGAAGUGCGACGCGUCGAAGCACAGGGUGCUGGUGGCCUCGGUGUGUCCACAGUCGCUGCCGUUCUUUGCGGUCAAGUUCGGUCUGGACGUCAGCGAGGCCGCCAACAAGCUCUGUAGCUUCCUCAAGAGUUUGGGUGUGCAGUACGUGUUCGACACCACGCUGGCUGCAGGCUUCAGCAUCUUGGAGAGCCAGAAGGAGUUCAUUCAGAGGUUUCGCAGGAGGCACCACGACUCCCACGCCAUGCCCAUGUUCACCUCCUCCUGCCCAGGGUGGAUCCGCUACUCGGAGCGUGUCCUGGGCAGUCUGGUCACGCCGCACAUCUGCACAGCCAGGUCUCCUCAGCAGAUCAUGGGCUGCCUCGUCAAAGACUACUUCUCUAAAGAGCAGAAGCUGAGUCCGGGGAAAGUCUACCACGUGUUGGUGGCUCCCUGCUUUGAUAAGAAGCUGGAGGCGGUCCGAGAGGAGUUUUACAGCGGCCUGCUGGAGGCCAGAGACGUGGACUGUGUCCUCACCUCAGGCGAGAUCUAUUACCUGAUGGAGCAGAGGAAGGUUAGAGUGGAGGAGCUGGACUCUGUCCCCCUGGACCAUGUGCUGGGGGAGGCCGGAGACGCGGCGCUGGUGAGGCACGAGGGUCGAGGCUCCGAGGGCUUCCUGGAACACAUCUUCAAACACGCUGCCAAGGAGCUCUUUGGCCUCGACGUCCACGAGAUCACGUACAAGAACCUCAGGAACCGGGACUUCCAGGAAGUGACCCUGGAGCGUGACGGGGAAACUCUGCUGCAGUUUGCCGCCGUCUACGGUUUCAGGAACAUCCAGACCCUGGUUCAACGCAUGAGAAAGGGACGUGUGCCCUACCAGCUGGUGGAGGUGCUGUCCUGCCCCGGAGGGUGCCUUAGCGGCCGCGGGCAGGCAGGGAGCGACGCAGGAGGCCGGGUGGACAAAGCCCUCGUCCAGCAGAUGGAGGAGGCCUACAGCAGCCUGCCGGUCCGUUUGCCGGAGGUCAACCCCGCCCUGCACACCCUCUAUCAAGACUGGCUGCAGGGCCAGGACUCCCCGCGGGCCGGCGCUCUCCUCCACACCCAGUACACAAAUCAGAUCCACACGCAGCCCCCGCACAUGCAGUGGUGAGGAGAAAGAGAGAGGUGUGUCGGGGGCGGCGUUUGCUGAGAAAAAAAACAUGAGACGGAAGACUGCAGUUGGUUGCUGACUUUGGUUGAUUCCGCCCGGACGGGCUCAUCGGCCGUGGCGGACCAUGAAGGACGAGGCGAGGGCCGCGCUCUACUAGCGAGUCUCUUUGGGUGCAGUUCACACACAAGGCCACAAGGGGGCAGUGCUUAUAUUUAGAAUAGGUGGACCUCCUGUGCCAAACCUGAAACAGCAGGAGAAAGGGGAGUCCGGAGUCUAGAGACACGCACAAUGUUUUCAUCAGACUGGAGCCGCGGUGUGGAUGACGGGCCGCAAACCGAUCAGGUGCCCGAGUCAGCUGCUCACCUGAUUGGCCUGCUGCGCCUGAGAAAUGAGGGGAAUCCGUAGCAAGCAAGCGCAUCACAAGUGACCCUCUGCUUCAGGCCACCAAGGAGACUCGUAACUCGCCUUUCAGCCCGGCUGGGACUCUGACAAAGGUUCAUCUUUGUGAGUGUUCCAAAUGUGAAGCGCCCACAUGAAACAUGUUCAACACAACUUCAACACAAAGUUUUCGUCAUCACUGAAAGACAAGACAUUAACAACUAUGCAACAGUGAGGUGGUCUUAUCUCAACAGACACUGGAAGCUGGAGGCGUAGGGGUGCAAAAGCCUUUUGAUCACAGCGAGUGAUGCUAAAGUGUCGCUACCAUUGUCCAGUUCAUCCAUGGUGAAGAAGGGGAGUCAUCAUUCUUUUUAAUUGGUGCAAGAUGUCUUCAUUUAUAUUGUCACUCUGUGUCCAUGCCGCUACCUGAUCCUUUAAGUUAUGUUAUUUUGUUUUACAAGAUCGCGUGAAAUGCUACUAAAAUAAUCUGACAAACCAGGUGUGGAUGAUGUCAUUAUUCACUCAACAGUCUCUGCCCCUGCAAAGGGAAAAGCUUUUUCACAUUUUUGUUUUAAUUGAAUGUGGAUCUCUGAAACUUAAGCAACCUAAGCAAAUUCAACCAAAGCUACCUGCGUGGCUCAAUGUGACGGCAGGUUAGUGAGAACGUUUUUUUUUUUUUUUUUGUCAUGUGAUUGUAUAGAACUUUCAGAAGGGCUUCCUCUGUACAGUGUGUGUGCUGCUUAAGCAACAAAUUCUUUGAUCAGACAUCAAGUUUAAUAAACACUUUGAUUUUUAA
Pungitius pungitius (ninespine stickleback) is the source of this 2819-nucleotide messenger RNA. It is a transcript of the gene narf, whose product is annotated as nuclear prelamin A recognition factor. The record is from RefSeq and is a predicted model, not a curated record. Lineage: Eukaryota; Metazoa; Chordata; Actinopteri; Perciformes; Gasterosteidae. The transcript has 13 exons. The coding region runs from base 266 to 1645 and encodes 459 amino acids. Gene Ontology annotation, molecular function: lamin binding. Gene Ontology annotation, cellular component: lamin filament.